Messenger RNA from Prorocentrum cordatum, 1875 nucleotides. NCBI's taxonomy places the organism in Eukaryota, Dinophyceae, Prorocentrales, Prorocentraceae. The record is from the annotation of a GenBank genome assembly.
GGGCGCUAGCGUUCACCCCUCCGCCCUGCGUCGGCGGCCCUGCGAUGCCGACCGUGCAGUUCCAGGUGAAGUGCAAGUCCACACAGCCUGGGGAGAGCGUCUUCAUCGUGGGGUCCGCGUCCGAGCUCGGCAGCUGGAAAGCCGAAGGUGGCCUGGCUUGCACCACCACCGCCGCCACCUUUCCUACCUGGGCCUCGAAGGACGUGGCCAUCGCAUCUGGCGAGUUCGAGUUCAAGGUGGUCAUCGCGAAGGCGAACGGCGAGGGGGCCAAGUGGGAGGCCGGGGACAACAAGAAGCUCAGCCUCGGCCCCGCGCCUAGCGCCACCGUCCGCUGCGAGUAUGGCAAGCCUGGCUGCGAGCACGGCCAGCAGGGCGCGGGCGCCGCUGCUGCGCCUCUCCAGCCGCGGCCCCGGCCGGCGCCCGACGCGAAGACGCCGCCACCGGCCGCAGGCCAGGCGCCUGCCCAGCAUCCCAGCCCCCGCCGAGAUCGACGGAGCCGCUCGGGACCGUGGAGGGGGCGGUCCUGAAGCUGCGCCUGGCGAAGGGGCAGGACCUGCCCGGCACCUGCGUGGCCGUCUGUGGCGACGCCGUGGGCCUGGGGUCCUGGAGCCCGCCGUCGGCGCGCGCGAUGCAGAGCGUCGACGGGCUCUGGAUCCUGCCGAGCCUGCCCGCGGGGGUGGGCCCGGGCACGCUCUUCAAGUACGUCGUGUUCAGCCCCGGGAAGGAGAGCCCCGCUGGGAGGGCAUCGAGAACAGGCGCUGGGGUGCGGCCGGCGCCCCGGUCGGCGUCCACAUGUUCGACCGCACGGGCGUGGAGCGCGCCAAGCGGCCGCCGGGUCAGGGCCGGGUGCUUGCGGCGGGCGGCUCGUCCAUCGACGAGUUCGUCGCCCACGUCGCGGAGGAGGACCGGUCGCGCUCCAGCUACCGGCUGAAGCUGGAGCUGCCCCGGCAGCUGCUGGAGGAGGACCGGCUGGGCUCGCUCGGCGAGCUGGCCUGCCUUCAGGCCUACCUGACCUUCAUCGCCAGUGGGCAGAUCGUCUGCAAGGAGGACGGAGGGCACCAUCGGCCGAACGCGGCAGCGAAGGCCGCUCAGGUGGUCACCGAGGCGCUGUGGGACGUGGCGAAGCAGGGGGACGCAGAGCUCUUCGUUGCACGGCGGAUAUUCCCGUCGCUCCCGUCCUUCAGCGACGAGUUCACCUGCGCGGUUCCCAUGACCCGGAUCCGGGACAUCGCGCAUCGCAACGACAUCCCGAAGGACAUUAAGCUCUACAUCAAGCACGAGAUUCAGAACAAGCUACACCGGUGCGCUGACCCUGGCGACCUCGUGAAACUUGACAGGCUGGUGGAGCGGAUCGACCGGGAGGGCGGCUACUCCGAGGGGUUCGUGCACGAGAUCCACAUUUUCCAGGUGGAGCUGCGGAGCUUCUUCAACGCGUCCGGCCUGGACGACUCCGCCAGGCAGCUGGCCGCUCAGGUGCCGAGCAUCCGUCCGGCGGUGGACAAUCUGCUCUUGCUGAAGGGCCAGCCUGCGCCCGCACCCGCGCAGCUUGAGGCGCUUGCCGCCUUGCGGCGCGUGGUGGCCCCCAGGACGGUAGAGGAAGAGCAGAACUGGCUGCGCCUCGACGUCGAGCUGGACAGGUACGCGUUCGUGCUCCUGAGCCAGGUCGCUGGCGGCCUCGACGGCGAUGCGAAGGCCUCGGUGGGCCGCGCGGCCGCGCGUCACCUGCUGCACCCUUUGACGGCGACGAGGAGAUUUCUGCUCGCGGGUUGGACUCCAUGGCACGUCGGGAAUACAGGAGACGAGGGCGCGCGCCUUUUCGCGGCAAUUGAUGGACUCGCAGAAACCACUAACUCGCUCACCACUGGGGUGCUUUAG